Molecule: messenger RNA, 2352 nt
Organism: [Torrubiella] hemipterigena
Lineage: Eukaryota; Fungi; Ascomycota; Sordariomycetes; Hypocreales; Clavicipitaceae
Source: the annotation of a GenBank genome assembly
AUGUCCGAAAACCAAGAUAAUUCUGGCUUCCCCAAGCCAGACGCGAAGCUGCAGAAGUCAGCGAAGCAGUCUGCCUUCGAACGACAAAAGGCUGAAGCGGAGGCCAAGAGGAAGCGAGAAGCGGCAGAAACGGCGGCUGUAUACGAAGAUUUUGUUAAGAGCUUUGAUCGCGACGAUGACAACAGCAUGGGAGACAGCGAAGCUCGCCAGGGCAGAGGCGAUCCGCGAGCGCAGCAAGGUAUGGCGCGUGGUGGGCGGCCACCCUUCGGCGUUGGUGCACCACCGUCUGGAGGGCCGUCGCGAAGGCAUUUCGGACAGUCGGGGAUGAAGAGCGGUCCUGGUAGUCUUGGACCUGCCCCUGGAGGCUUCAACAAGAAGCGAUCAUUUCAGGACUUUUCCAAGCAAAACCGUGACAAUGCACAAGGCGCCGACGACCACCGAAAUCGAGCGCAACCCGGAUCGACCAUAGCAAAGGCGUUUGAUACGAGCGACGAUGAAGAGAUGAGAGAUGCUGAAAAUAGAAACGAAGAGCGCGCUGUCGCAAAGCCGACGUUGCGCCUCACAAACUUGCCCCCAGGGACCUCACCAGCGACAAUCAAGGCGCUCAUGCCGUCCAACUUGGUCGUCGAACAAGUGAAGAUUUUGCCAAUCAAUAACGCCGCACUAGGUACCGAGCGCAAAAGCUUGGUUGCUAUUGUGACCAUGUCAUUGGAAACUCCAGGAAACGAGAUGGACACAGCUGUCAGUCUCCUUCAAAAUCGCUACAUGGGUCACGGCCACUACCUCUCCUUGCACCGCCAUUUAUCGUCUGCAGUUUCUUCCUCAGCAGCGUUACCUAAUCUUUCAAAUACGUCAUCCUCACAACCAUUUGGCGCGAAACCGGUCGAGCAGCCAGCCAAUGAGGCGGGCCAGGCUUCACAACGAUUCCAUAGAGGAUUCGCACCACCAACGGACUAUGGUCCCGCGCAUGGGGUUAAUCGCACAAAUCUUUUACAUGUUCCGGUGAAGCCACCGCAGGAUAUCAGGACACUACAGCUGAUAAACGGUGUUAUUGAAGGGAUUCUGGAACAUGGCCCCGAAUUUGAAGCGCUACUAAUGAGCCGUCCUGAAGUCCAACAGGACGAGAAAUGGGCUUGGCUAUGGGAUGCGCGCAGUGAGGGUGGCAUUUGGCUACGCUGGCGGCUUUGGGAAGUAGUCACUGGCUCAGGCUUGAAGAAAACAAAUGGCAAAUAUGUGCCACUCUUCGAAGGGAGCAAUGCAUGGAAAACCCCGGACAAGGCUCUCCCGUUUGAAUAUGCCACGACAUUGGAGGAAAUUGUGUCUGACUCUGACUACAACUCAACAGAUGACGAUGACUUUGAAUAUGAAGGCCAGAAGGAUGGACAUAGAGGGGACGAGAAUGAGAAAAUGUUUCUCAAUCCCCUUGAGAAGGCUAAACUUACACAUCUGCUGGCGCGACUGCCCACAUCAAUAUCUGGGCUGAGAAAAGGUGAUAUUGCAAGAGUCACGGCUUUUGCUCUGAUGCACUCUAGCCGAGGCGCUGAUGAAGUAGUGGAUAUGAUUACUGCCAAUGUCGAAAAGCCACUGUCGCUGACUAGAGCAAACGCUGACCGGCCGAUGGGUGAUAAUGAUGGACGUGAAGAUUCUACAAGCGACACCCAGGAUGUCAGCGGCGCAUGCCUGGUCGGCCUCUACGCGGUGAAUGAUAUCUUAUCCUCAUCGUCCACUAGCGGAGUACGUCAUGCCUGGCGAUUUAGACAGUUGUUUGAGACGGCGCUGCAGCAGAGAAAGACGUUUGAAAAGCUCGGGUUGCUACCUGAGAAGUUGAAAUGGGGGCGCCUUCGCGUGGAGAAAUGGAAGCGCAGUAUAGGGCUGGUUCUAAACCUGUGGGAGGGCUGGUCUGUGUUUCCGGGCGAGAGCCAUAGUCAGUUUGUCAGUAGCUUUGAGAAGCCUCCGUCAAGCAAGGUGGACGACCCGGUGGACGAAGCUGCUGCCGAACAAGUUCAGAAGGGACGCUGGAAGGUUGUUGAUGCCGGAGCUACCGAGACUCGUGCAGAUGACACGAUGGCAGCCACAGAUGGCGGAAGCGACGUUGAAGGCGAACCGAUAGACGAUGAUGACAUUGAGGGAGAGCCAAUAGACGAUGAUGAUAUCGAAGGAGAGCCCAUUGACGACGACGACCUACUUGGGGAGCCAAUGGACGAAGACGGCGCGGCUUCGGACGCGGGCCGAGACGAAGCUACGGAUGCUGGGCCGGCCGCCGCGGACUUGCAAGCAUCGAAGCCGGAGAAAGGGCGGCAACGGAUGCGCGCCGUAGAUAUGUUUGCUGAUUCCGAGUCUGGCGAAGAGUAG